UAUAAACCGCGUUUCGUAUCUGAUACAGAUCUACGCGUAGAAAGAUACGUACAUGUUUCAGUUUGUAUAUGGUCUAACAUGUCUGCGUUUCAACGUCUAUAUAAACGUUUCACAAUGACACAAAAGAAACCAACAAACAUAUCUAAAUAUGGACCUCAAGCUCAAUCUAAAGCUCAAGCCAAGCUUCUUCUUCUCCUUUCUUACUCUCAUCUUUCUUCUCAAAAGUCCUGGUUUAGUAUCAGCAUCUAAUCCUAAAUGCAUAUCCACCGAGCGAGAAGCUCUUCUCACCUUCAAACAAUCACUUACUGAUGUUUCCGGUCGGCUCUCUUCUUGGACCGGACCUGACUGCUGCAACUGGAACGGUAUUCUCUGCGACGCCAAGACAAGCCAUGUCGUCAAGAUUGAUCUCAGAAACCCCAGUCAAGUAGUUAACUCUGAUGAGUACAAAAGAGGUUGCUUGCGGGGUAAGAUCCAUCAGUCUUUGACCAGACUCAAGUUCUUGAGUUAUCUAGACUUGAGUUCAAACGACUUCAACGGCCUGGUGAUCCCUGAGUUUAUCGGCCAAAUCGUUACCCUGAGGUACUUGAAUCUUUCUUCUUCAUCGUUUUCCGGUGAAGUUCCUGCGAGUCUUGGGAACUUGUCGAAGCUGGAGUCUCUUGAUCUGUACGCUGAGUCGUUUAGUGACUCCGGUACGACGUUUGCUUUGACCGCAAGCAACCUCAAGUGGCUUUCUGGUCUGUCUUCUUCACUAACUUACCUCGACAUGGGGUAUGUGAAACUAAGCGGUGCUGGUGAGACCUGGUUACAAGAUUUCAGUAUACUCACGAAGCUGAAGGAGUUGCAUUUGUUCAACUGUGAGCUCAAGAACUUACCUUCCUCCUUGUCUUCGUCAGCAAAUCUAAAGCUCCUUGAAGUUCUUGAUUUGUCUGAGAACUCACUCAGUUCACCGAUACCAAACUGGCUCUUUGAUCUCACCAGCCUCAGAAAGUUGUUCCUGAGAUGGGAUUUUCUCCAAGGCACCAUUCCUUCUGGAUUCAAGAACCUGAAGCUUUUAGAGACAUUAGAUCUGUCUAAUAAUCUUGGACUCAGUGGAGAAGUUCCAGCUGUUCUUGGAGAGCUUUCUCAACUGAAGUAUCUUGACCUCUCUGCAAACGAAUUCAACGGUCAAAUCAAUGGCUUUCUAGACGCCUUCUCCAAAAACAAAGUCAAUAGCCUAGUCUUUCUCGAUCUCAGCUCCAACAAGUUAGCAGGAACAUUACCUGAGUCGCUUGGAGCGUUGAGGAAUCUACAGAUUCUUGAUCUUUCAUCCAACUCCUUCACGGGUUCAAUCCCUUCUUCUAUAGGAAACAUGUUGUCACUGAAGAAACUUGAUCUUUCUUUCAAUGCCAUGAACGGGAAAAUCCCUGAAAGCUUGGGGAAGCUUGAGCAGCUUGUGGAUCUAGACUUGAUGGCCAACACAUGGGAAGGUGUUCUGCUGCAGUCACAUUUCAUCAAUCUUAGAAGCUUGAAAACCUUCCGUCUCAACACUGAACCAAACAAGUCUCUUGUCUUUAAGGUGCCAUCUACAUGGGUUCCUCCUUUCAGACUGGAGCUGAUCAACAUCGAGAACUGCCAGAUCGGUCCUAAGUUUCCAAUGUGGCUUCAAGUACAAACCAAACUCAACUCUGUCACACUCAGGAACACUGGAAUUGCAGACACAAUACCACACAGCUGGUUCUCAGGUAUCGCUUCUGAAGUAACUUACUUGAUUCUAGCAAACAACAGAAUCAAAGGUACAUUACCUCAAAACCUUGCCUUCCCUAAUUUAAACACCAUUGAUCUGAGCUCCAACAACUUCCAAGGCCCUUUCCCUCUCUGGACAACAAAAGCAACAGAGCUGCGUCUUUACGAGAACAACUUCUCCGGUCCUCUUCCACUCAACAUUAAUGUCUUGAUGCCAAGAAUGGAAAAGCUAUACCUCUUUCACAACAGCUUCACAGGAUCAAUCCCAUCGUCUCUAUGUGAAGUCUCCGGACUGCAGAUUCUCUCCCUAAGAAACAACCGUUUCUCUGGUAGCUUACCAAAUUGCUGGCAUCAGUUCAUGCUUUACGGAAUUGACGUUUCUGAGAACAACUUAUCAGGCGAGAUACCAGCCUCUCUUGGUGCGUUACCUUCUCUCAGUGUCUUGCUUCUGAACCAAAACGCAUUGCAAGGUAAAAUCCCAGACACUCUUCAGAACUGCUCUGGUCUUACUAACAUUGAUCUUGGAGGAAACAAGCUGACUGGGAAAGUUCCAUCGUGGCUAAGUAAGCUGUCUUCUCUCUUCAUGCUUCGUCUCCAAAGUAACUCCUUGGAUGGUCAAAUACCAGAUAGUCUCUGCAGCGUCCCGAAUCUACACAUUCUUGAUCUCUCAGGAAACAAAAUAUCAGGCCCGGUUCCAAAAUGCAUCAACAAUCUCACUGCCAUUGCUCGUGGAACAACAAACUCCGAGGUGUUCCAGAAUCUUGUCUUCGUCGUUACAAGAGCUCGUAAAUACCAAGAAAUAGUCAACAGCAUAAACCUCUCUGGAAACAACUUAAGCGGAGAGAUACCAGCGGGAAUCUUGGACCUCUCUUACCUCCGGAUCUUGGAUUUAUCAAGAAACUCAAUGGCAGGAAGCAUUCCAGGGGAAAUUUCAAAACUUGGUCGCUUGGAGACGCUUGAUCUAUCAAGAAACAGGAUUUCUGGUGCCAUUCCUCAGAGCUUGGCAGGGAUAUCUUCUCUGCAGAAGCUGAAUCUUUCGUACAAUAAACUGGAGGGGAGAAUACCACAGCUUCUGAAGUUUCAAGAUCCGUCCAUUUACAUUGGAAAUGAGUUACUCUGUGGGAAACCACUACCUAAAAAAUGUCCACAAGACGUUAAUAGGAGAUUGUUGUAGUAAACAACAUAUGGUACUAACAAGUACCUUACAAAGAAAAUGUACCUGAUCAUUCCCAAAUAAUUAUAAUAAAAUUACCAGCUCUAAGCUGAUCAAGUUGUAUCCACUUACAUGAACUUAGCCUUUGAAGACAAAUCAAUCCAAUAAAAAAAUGAAAUAAAAUAAACAUUGCUUUCAGCAGCAUCCCUUACAAAAGACAACCGACCAAUCCUUUCACAAAUAUCUAAUUCAGAGCUUAUGAGUGUUUAACUAGUUCAGGUUAAACAGGAACAUUGCACACUUGUCAACAAAACAAAGAACUAACUAAAGACAUAAAAAUUCUAUAGAGUUUCCCCAC
Eruca vesicaria subsp. sativa (arugula) is the source of this 3233-nucleotide messenger RNA. The record is from the annotation of a GenBank genome assembly. Lineage: Eukaryota; Viridiplantae; Streptophyta; Magnoliopsida; Brassicales; Brassicaceae.